This is a messenger RNA of Elaeis guineensis (African oil palm), 2125 nucleotides long. RefSeq names its product calcium-dependent protein kinase 34. The record is from RefSeq and is a predicted model, not a curated record. Lineage: Eukaryota; Viridiplantae; Streptophyta; Magnoliopsida; Arecales; Arecaceae. Gene Ontology annotation, biological process: protein phosphorylation. Gene Ontology annotation, molecular function: protein kinase activity; ATP binding.
GGAACAAAAGGGUAGUAGAUACAGCGGAUCUCCACAAUUCUUUCAUUAUUGUUAUUAUUAUACUAAAAAGCGGGCUUCCACCACCGGAAAACCGUGAAGACGCCGACCCACCCAUUCUCUCUUUGCUGGAGCCGGCGAAGAAGCGGCGGUGCCGAGCGCUCCUUUCCGGUCGUCUCAGCUUCUACUUCUCUUUCUCCACGCCAGCUUCUGGGCGAUGGGCGCAUUAGGGUUUUGAUUCCGGAUUUAGGGUUUCCAUUAAAGAUGGAACCUUUAUAUCCUUUUUGACGAGAAGAAGUCAAUUGGAUUUGGUGAGAAGUGGAUUCCUGAUUGCAGAGAGCUCUGAGCUCUUUGUCAUGGCUGUUGCCUUGGGCAACAGCAUUGACCCACCCUAUAACUCUUACAAGGUCCCUGGCCUCGUCGAUCCAAUCCUUGAAACCCCUCACAUCUCCUACCUUGGAGAUAGAUACGUUCUAAGGGAGCAAUUGGGCUGGGGCCAGUUUGGGGUAAUCUGGGCAUGCUCUGACCUGCUCACGGGACAGACCCUUGCCUGCAAGUCCAUCGCCAAAGACCGACUUGUCUCCUCAGAUGACCUCCGCAGCGUCAAGCUCGAGAUUGAGGUCAUGGCCCGGCUAUCCGGCCAUCCUAAUGUUGUCGCCCUCAAGGCUGUGUAUGAGGAGGAAGACUGUGUUCACCUUGUCAUGGAGCUGUGUGCCGGUGGGGAGCUCUUCCACCGCCUCGAGAAGCAUGGCUGCUUCUCAGAGCAUGAGGCGGCUAUCUUGUUCCGGCAUCUUAUGGAAGUCGUGAUGUAUUGCCAUGACAAUGGCAUUGUCCACAGGGACCUCAAGCCAGAGAAUAUUCUGCUGGCCACCAAGUCAUCAUCUUCACCAAUCAAGCUGGCAGAUUUUGGGCUCGCCACCUAUAUCAAACCUGGGCAGAGCUUAUAUGGGACUGUAGGAAGUCCCUUUUACAUAGCUCCGGAAGUACUUGCAGGGGGAUACAAUGAAGCAGCUGAUGUAUGGAGUGCAGGGGUUAUUCUUUACAUUCUUCUCAGUGGAAUGCCACCUUUUUGGGGAAAGACCAAGUCGAGAAUUUUUGAGUCGGUUAGAUCUGCUGAGCUACGGUUCCCAUCUGAUCCAUGGGGUGGUGUAUCACAAUCUGCGAAGGAUUUGAUAACUGGAAUGCUACGUAGGGAUCCUGCUCAAAGGCUUACAGCCAAACAGGUUUUAGAUCAUGCCUGGAUUAAAGAACAUGCAGAGCAACCAAAUGUUCCUUGUGGUCACUGCAAUGAAAUAAAUUUGGGACGAGGAGAUUUGGGAAGUUGUUCGUUCUCCACCCCACUUGUCAAUGCAAGUCGUGAUGUCAGCUUUAGUACCCUGUCCCCUACUCCCUGCCAACAUCAGGCAGAUCAUUCUUCCCCUGCAUCCUCUUGCAGACCAUCAUUCUCUACUUUCAUUGUUGAUACCUCUCCUCUCUCCCAUGCUGUUGGUUUCUCUUUCCGCAGCAGCUUUGAGUCAAACAGUCUCGAAUUCUCAUCCCCAAUUCCAUUGAUGCCUAGUUUUGCUUUCAUCAGUCCUCCGGGUGACCAAGAAAACCUUUUGGGUUUCACGAGCGACAUAUCAAAGGCCAACACAAUUCAGAGAGACUCCAGCUUUGGGAAGCUCUUCAUGUCUCCCGGUUCUACAGCUUGCUUUAGCCAUGAUGUCAGAGUAUCAGAACAUAAGGUGUCUGAGGUUAGAAAGGGCAUGACAGCUUUGUCCAGAACCGCUGGCAUCCACAAGAGACGUAACCACACAAUUGGGCUUGGGGAGUGUGAGCAGCAGCUUGAUCUCAUAGUUUCGGAGUCGGUCAUACGCUGGGCCUCAUGCACGCACCUCUCAAGCACACCAUCUCUCAGGUCUUCUCUUGUUUGUUGAGAUCCUGUGGACCUUUUGUUAAUGUAUGACUUAGAGAUUUCACUGAUUGGAGUGUGUUACUUGAACAUGCAAACAAACUCUGCUACCCUUUUUGGCUAAUUCUUAUGUUACUUCGGUGUAUUGUGGGUGGGAAGCUCCAAAUGUAAUGACAUCUAAUAUAUACUUGUGUGUCAAUCGAAGCACCAGAUGGGUGUUUUGCUGUGUGAGCAUGA